Messenger RNA from Micropterus salmoides (largemouth bass), 3964 nucleotides. RefSeq names its product general transcription factor IIIC, polypeptide 3 (gene gtf3c3). Bases 184 to 3021 code for a protein of 945 amino acids. Gene Ontology annotation, molecular function: protein binding. Gene Ontology annotation, cellular component: transcription factor TFIIIC complex. Gene Ontology annotation, biological process: transcription by RNA polymerase III. NCBI's taxonomy places the organism in Eukaryota, Metazoa, Chordata, Actinopteri, Centrarchiformes, Centrarchidae. The transcript is spliced from 19 exons. The record is from RefSeq and is a predicted model, not a curated record.
AGGUCACAUGACUGCCGUCCGGCGUGUUGUCUUUUGGUGUUGAUUUGAAGACUUUACUGCGGAUGUUUUCUUCUCUCGCCAGUUUUUAAUCUGUCACCGCUGCAGCGUGAGAUGUUGCAUUUAGUUUGAAGAAGCGCCUCUUUUGUCCAGCGAGUGAGCCUCAGCCGGGCGGAGACACCGGAGAUGUCUGGCUUCAGCGCCGAGCUCAUAGACUACCUGGAGGGGAGGAUAAGUUUUGAGGAGUUUGACAAGCGGAGGGAUGAGCGGAAAGCCAAGGAGUCAGGAGAAAGCCUGUUAGCUGAAGACGCGGAGGACGAUGCUCAGCCCUCUACCUCUGCACAAAUCCCGGGGAACAUCGCUGGAGUCAGCCCCGGGGUUCAGCUGGCCUUUGCCUCCAUGCUGGGAGAAAUGCCCGAACAUCAGACUUCAGAAGAGGAGGAAGAGGAGGACAGCUUGAGCUAUGUAGAUGACGAAGGUGACGAGGACUAUAAGGUGGAAGAAGAGGAGAGGGGGAAGGUGGAGGUGGAGGAGACGGAGAAGAAGCAAAAGCGAAGCAGGAAGAGGGGAAGUAAGAGGAGAAGGAAGAAGAAGAAGGAGGAGGAGGAGGAGGAGGAGGAGGAUGAUCUGACGGUGGGGGACGUGUUUGCGUUGGAGAUGGAGCUGAACCGAGAGAACAAGAAGAUGAUGAAGGAGCGACGUCAUCGCAGCAAGCUGCCCCGAGCACUGAGAGGCUUGAUGGGAGAAGCCAACAUCCGCUACGCCAGAGGAGAGAGAGAGGACGCCAUCCUGAUGUGCAUGGAGAUCAUAAGACAGGCUCCUCUGGCCUAUGAGCCUUUCUCCACGUUGGCUAUGAUCUAUGAGGAUGAUCAAGACAUGGACAAAGCGCUGCAGUUUGGUUUGAUCGCCGCCCACCUGAACCCCUCAGACAGCGAGGAGUGGGUCAGACUGGCAGAAAUGUCUCUGGAGCAGGACAACAUCAGACAGGCCAUUGUCUGCUACACAAAGGCCAUUAAGUACGACCCCACUAAUGUGCGCUACCUGUGGGACCGCUCCAGCCUCCACAUGCGUCUGGGCGAGCACAAACACUGCAUGGACGGCUACCGCAGGAUCCUGUCACUGCUGCCGCUGGAGGACGGCGAGCACUUCAUGCAGCUCUCCAAGGACAUGGCCAAGAGCUACUAUGAGAGUAAUGACUUGGCCUCAGCUCUGGGUGUUAUAGAGGAUGCUCUGGCGCGACACCCCAGCCUGGUCAGCGAUGACUUCAUCAACAUGGCAGCUGAGCUCUAUAUCUCCAACCGCCAGUACAACAGGGCCCUGCAGGUCUUGGCCCAGUUUGCAGGUAUAGUUUUGGUCAGAGCUGAGUCCAAAUCAGACGAUGCGGUACCAACACAAGACGAGAAAGUGGCAGACGAGACGACAGAGGAGCAGGAGAAGACCAAUGAAGAAGGGCCGAAGUCAAAAACGGUAGAGGAAAUGGCAGCACAGGAGAACGGUGAAAUUAAGGAUGUACAGGUACCAGACAGUGUCCCAGUGGACCUGAGGGCCAAGCUAAUGGUCUGCCUCAUACACCUGCAUGUCUUCACACCCCUGGAGGGACUCGUGUCGAUGCUGAUGGACCAGAGUCCAGAGGAGAUUGGUGACUUGUACCUGGAUGUAGGUGAAGCCUACCUGGACGAGGGCGAGUACAUGUCUGCUCUGCCCCUGCUGUCUGCCCUCGUCAUAUCCGACAAGUACAACCUGGCGGUCGUCUGGCUCCGACACGCAGAGUGUCUGAAGGCGCUGGGCCACAUGGAGGCAGCCGUAGAAAGCUACACUAAAGUGGUGGAGAUGGCUCCACAGCACCUGGAGGCCAGGCUCUCCUUAGCCACCCUGCUGCAGCAGCUGGGCCGGCCGGAGCGCGCCCUCAAGGCCCUGGAGUCCAUGUACGACAGCGAUACACUGGCACAGGACUCGUCGGCUGCACAAAAGGAGUUAAAGCUGCUGCUGCAUCGUUCCACACUCCUGAAGACUCAGGGACAAAUCCAGGACUACCUGGAUGCUAUGAUCACUAUGAUCUCUAUGCUACUUAAGGUGGCCAUGCAGCGAGCUAAGGUGUGUGUGCGUUCUGCAACCGUGUCAGGCGUGAAUCACCUGAGGCUGGUGAAGGCCAAAGACAUGCUGCCAGAGAUUGCUGACCACGAAGCUGCCUAUCUGGACAACACAGGUAAAACCAACGUCCUGUCUAAAGAGGACUGGUGGCAGCUGCUGGUGAGCUGUGUGCUGACGCUGUGUGAGGUGCAGCGCUACGAGGAGGCCGAGCUGCUGGUGGAGUCGGCCAUGGAGUUCUUCUCCUUCUACGACAACAAGCCAAAAAGGAAGGAGAUGGAGUUCUUCGGCCUGUCUGCCACCAUCCUCAACCGCAACCACUACAAGGCCUACAACUACAUCAGAUUGAUGCUGAUGGAAAAUGUGGAUUCGCCUCAGCUUUGGAAUAUUUUUAACCAGCUGACGAUUACCUCCCAGCACCAGCGUCACCAUCGCUUCUGCCUACGCCUGCUGUUAAAACAUCCCGACAACCACGCCUUGUGUGUCCUCUGCGGACACAACGCCAUGGUUUCGGGGAGCUUCAAACAUGCUCUGGGUCAGUAUGUUCAGGCCUUCCAGACUCACCCCAACAACCCUCUCCACAGCCUGUGUAUCGGUCUCACUUUCUUCCACAUGGCAUCUCAGAAGUAUGUAGCCAAGCGACAUACGCUGGUGCUGCAGGGUUUCACCUUCCUGUGGCGGUACGUGGAGCUGCGUGGAGAGUGUCAGGAGAGCAUGUACAACCUGGGCAGAGCGCUGCACCAGAUGGGCCUCACACAUUUGGCCAUACAUUACUACCAGAAGGCACUUACUCUGCCUGCACAGAAACUGGAGGGUAUGCCUGAUGAUCAGGUGGAUCUGAGAAGGGAAAUCGCCUUCAACCUCUCCCUCAUCUACCAGGCCAGCGGAAACAUGGAGAUGGCCCGCCAGCUCAUUAACACACACUGCAUUGUUUGAAAAUGCACACAAAUGUCCCGGCGUCUGUGCGUUUUGUUUUUUUUAUAUAUAUUUUGAGUUUUGUACUGCCUUGUGUAAAAUAAAUAAAUAAAUAAAUAAAUAAAUAUGGAGGACUAAAAAUGAUUUAUUCAUGAAUAAAUCGACAAUUAUUUUCUUUAACAAAUAAAUUAAAUUGAUACAAAAUAGAUACAAAAAUAAAUGCAUAUGUACAAAAAUACUUUUAUUUUAUUUCUACAUUUAUCUAAAGUACAUUUAUUCUGAAUUUCUGAAUUACAUUUCUUUCAUUAGUUCUGUUUUUCUAAUUUUAUUUAUUGAGUGUGUUGAUGAGGUAGAUGGUACUAUCUUCACUGUAAAGCACCACAGGUCACAGAAUCUUGACAGAUAUAUUACUUUUAACUUGCUAGUGGUGUAUAAAGCUGUGCUGACUGGUACACAUGCUCCUGAUUUUUAGGUAGAUCGUUAGAUUUAGAUCUGUAGCUCAAGCCUGGUUUGUCCAGCUGGCCAGUCGUGCUUUACAGUGAAGUUAGUACCGGCUGCGUCAUUAACAUACAGACAAACGUACUGAAGAUAAUAAAAGUAGAAAUUUAUGAAUAAACAGUUAUUUAUAUUUUGCAGUGAAUCAAUCAACAUUUAUUUUGUUUAUUACUACUUAUGUAUUUAUUUCUGUAUUUAUUUCAGUUUAACUACACCAUUUUCACUCUUACAGAUACGGUAGAUAUCUGAAACUGAAGUAGUAGUUGCUCAGUUUUCAGACAUUAUUUUCCUCCUGUCCCAUGUAAACGGAUAUCAUAAUUUUCUUGUGCAGGGUUAAAUUUAGUUUGCGUUAUUUGUACAUGUGUGCACAGUCAUAAUGCUAUUUUUAAAUUAUACCUAUUUUAAGACAUUCACAUUCAACACAACAUUUUUGCUAUGUGUAUAUAUUUUUAAGUAAUAAAAAUAAGCA